Nematocida homosporus is the source of this 4227-nucleotide messenger RNA. RefSeq lists its product as uncharacterized. NCBI's taxonomy places the organism in Eukaryota, Fungi, Microsporidia. The transcript has a single exon. The coding region runs from base 1 to 4227 and encodes 1408 amino acids. The record is from RefSeq and is a predicted model, not a curated record.
AUGGGUAUCUUUAAAUUCACAACUAUUGUGGGAUUGGUGUUGGUGGUGUUGGUGUUUGGAUGUACGGAUGAUGAGGAUGAUGAGGAUUCUUAUCGGAAUGAUAUGAUUCGGCGGGAUAGGGCGAGUCGUGAGUUUGUUAUGGCUAAUCAGGAUUUGUUUCUUAAACGGAGUCGUUUGGCUAUGCAUAGUGGUUCAAAUAAGAGAUUGAAGAGUAAGAAGAGAAAUAGGUUACGGAAUAGGUGCCAGUUGUGUGAGAUGAGUGGAAAGACUGGGAAGACUGAAGAAAGUAGGAAGAGAGUAAUUCGGGCUUUGGACUGUUUAUAUGAUGAAGAUUUGAGUGGGGCGUUAGAUGUUAUAGCAUUGACGAAGAAUGUACUGGCUUGUCAAGAGGACAAAGAAGAUGGAUUAGAUGAACAGGAAGAGAUAUAUAGUAUGGAGGAGAGUAUUGUGUCUUAUAUGGAUCGAACAGAUGUUAGUGAAUAUGAGGAACAUGAACUUGCGGUGGGAGUAUGGGAUGAUAGUAAUGGCUUCUCUACGAUUGAUGAUGAUUGGACUGAUCUUGGGGAUUGGGGGUGUGAUACAAAUACAGAUACAGAUCUGGAUACAGAUGAUGGUGAUGUUAGAGAUGAAGAAGAUGAUGUUAGAGAUGAAGAAGAUGAUGCUAGAGAUGAAGAUGUUGUUAGAGAUGAUGUUGCUGUUAGAGAAGAUGAAGAAGAUGUUAUUGUUAUUGUUAAAGAUGAUGAUGAUGAGGUUAGAGAAGAAGAAGAUGUUGCUGUUAGAGAAGAAGAUGUUGUUGUUAUUGUUAAAGAUGAAGAAGAAGAUGAUGAGGUUAGAGAUGAUGUUGUUAGAGAUGAAGAAGAUGAUGAUAAUGAGGAGGUUAGAGAAGAAGAUGUUGUUGUUAUUGUUAAAGAUGAUGAAGAAGAUGAUGAGGUUAGAGAUGAAGAAGAAGAUGAUGAGAAGGUUAGAGAUGAAGAUGAUGAAGAUGAAGAAGAUGAGGUUGUUAAAGAUGAAGAAGAUGAUGAGGAGGUUAAAGAAGAUGAUGAUGAUGAAGAUGAGGAUAGAGAGGGAAAAGAAAAUGUGCAAGCACUGAAUCAGUACGUGCAAAGCUGGUUUCAACGGACUUUGCGGUACUCGAAAGAAGAUAGUGAAAUACGGUGCAUGAAAGUAGAUGGGGAAGUACGACAACUGAGCAUAGAUGGAGAACUGAGCUACUUGAAAGCAGAUAGUGGAAGCUUAAAGUCUUAUUCCUUUAAACUAAUUGAACUGGGAACGAAUACUGGAUGGACUUGGUUUAUUUUGUCAAUUAUCAGUUGGAAGAGUGCUAUCCUGCACCUGGAUAAACAGAAUUUACAAUGUGAUAAGGAUUACUUGGACUACUUGGAAUGCUGGCGGCAUAUUUAUGUGGUUGAUGUGGCAAAGAUGGUUUUGCAGGGUGAGGCUUGGCAUAAUAAGUUGGCCUUUGCGAUCUUGAGUCAUGUGCUUGUUAAAAUUAAACCUUGGUCAACUGUUGUUUUUGAUUGUGGUAACCAGAUAACAAACUGGUCCGAUAAAUAUAGCAAGGUUGGAAUUAAAGAAAUUGGCUGGAUUCAGAACGCUUUGUCUGUCCCUUUUUAUCCCAGGAUUAGUAGUUGGUUUCAUUCUAAGCUUAGGAUGUUUUUGCGAUCGGAUUUGUAUGCCUUUGACCACUUGCUUUUGGUUUUGACGCAUUCCUCAGUUAACUCUUUGACUCAAAUUAUGUACUUGUUUAGGGAACGGUACCUCUCUAAAUUAGAGAUUCGGGAUUUUCUUGGGCCGGAAUUGAACUUAGACAUGUGGGAUGGCCUGGUUGUUCGGCCAAGGCAUUUCGUACUGCAGGUUUCUUUAUGUGUCAAGCAAGUCCGUAUAAGUAAGUUGCAUACGACCUUUCCGGGGCUCGGGUCGUUUAGUUUUGGUCGGUCGACGGGGUUGAUUAAAGGGGGUGGUGAGCCGGCGCGGCACAUACAUAUUGAGGGGUUACAGGAAAUAUUCAAGUGUCGGAGUGAUAGUACAGGCCGGGCUCUUAUGGAUAGCAUCAGUAUUGACUAUCUCUGGCUCUUGCAGUGUCGGCUGCUUGCGCUAUCUAACAAGCAGGUAGUUUGUAUUCAGAAUCUAGCUAUCCUAGAUAUUCCUUCGGCGAUAGAGAAGUGGAUUGACUUUGACGGUCCUAUUCUGAAGGACUGGUUGAAAAUGCACCAGGACGUGGACUUCUGCCCAAAUACUAUGUCGCUUGAAGCGGAAAUGAAACGGCCCUGGCUGGAUGUCAGCGGAAAGUUGCUUUGGGCGGUGACCGGACUCUUUUUUUGUAUCAAUACAUCCGAUCCAUCUGCUUUGUCUAAAUCAAUCAUGGCCUACUUUGGCUUUGUUCGACAGGCCGAGAAGAUACGAGGACGCCAUAAAGAUGGCGAACUCAACUUGCCGAUGGUGCUACAAGCAGCCCAGCCGCAGUCUUGUGUUCGGCAGCAGAUGGAUAAGCUUGCUUGUAUCAGCUCGUCUAUUCGCCAUAUUUAUUUGACUAGUGCCAUCGUCUGGGUUAUACCAAAAGAAUGUAGUCCGCAGUAUCUUGAUAUAAGAAUUGAUUUAGCACGGAGUGAGCUUAUGUGGAGUAAUUUAAACCCGAUUAUUGCCCGUGGGAAACAUCGUAUCUCGUGUAAAUGCGUUGGGUAUCGGCAUGUUAGUAUUGUAAAUUCGUUGAAGGGUGCGUCAGAUCUAACGUUGCUUUUGGUUUGCUUAGGGAUUUUGGAUGACCUUUAUUGUUGCAUCUCUCUACAAAUACGCAAUAUUACUCUUAAAGGUAACGAUUUCAAGGAGGUCGUGGAUGAAUGGGCUGGCUUGCCGCGCGUGCGAAUUGCUAUCUUUCAACUUGUCUUUGAUAUGGUCCAUAUCCGCGUCGUUGAAGCUGUGCUUAAACGGUACAUUUUUGAUUCCUCAGUUGCCAUCUGCAUUUGGAAUCCAAUCGGCCUUACUGAAGUGAAAGAGACUAAUUUGGGUAUAUCUAAAGCCAGUGUAGGAGCCGUGGAUGAGAUUUACCUUAACGUCUACUUGAAUAAGAUUAACUAUGAAGGAGUCUCUAAAUAUACUAGUUCCUCAGGAUCCCAGCCGGCUCGGCUUAAUUCCUUUCCCAGUUCUCACACUAUCUUCCUGGUGAGUCCAAUGAACUUUGCUGCUUAUUGCCAAGGCACUAUGCCCAUAGGUAAAAGGCUUUCGUUUCUUGAUAUUGAUAUUGAGAUGUUUAUUAAGGAUUAUCAGACCAUAACUGCUAAGUCGUGGAAGCUUAAUGCCCAACGACAGAAAGUGCAAAGCUCGGUCCGUAUACUUAUUAUCUACUUCAAACCCAACCAGAUGCUAAGUCUUAUUCAUUACCAGCAGAUUAUUGCUUGGGCUUUGAUCAACUUUUCUGAUCUAAAUGUCCUAUCACUCGACAGUCCUAUGCUUACGAAAUCGGCUUACAUGGUAAUCCGGGGGAAGAACCACAGACUACUUGCUUUAAACAAAUCAACCCUGCCGCGAGUUGAUAUAGUUCAUGCGGUAAUUAUUGAUAAUGAUGAUACGAUGGUCACACAAUUAGCGAUUGGUGUUUUCAGUCCUGCUGUGAUUUCCCUCUCUUCCUAUCAAAGUGCAACUCCGUGUCUUUUGGCCAUCUCGUAUGGCCUGUAUAAGAAACUCACUGAGCUGAAAGAUGCUAAUCGCCAGAAAGGAGCUAAUCGCCAGAAAAAAGCUAAUCCGUCUCCCUCUACCCCUACCCCAACCCAACCAUCUCCAUUGGAGGUUCUUUGGCAGCAAACUCAAGUCUACAUCUCCAAUCAGUCGGACAAUAAUACAACUAUGGCCUUAUCCUCUCUUUUCAAAUGUGCAAUCUGUGGGCUUAGUUACCAAGCGAAACUAGCCCCUGACACUAAAUCGUUGGAGCUUGUCUUGAUUAUCUUUCCUUCUGAUCUAGUUUUUUGUGUCCAGUGCGUAAUUUCUGCCAUGUCCUUAAGCUGCCACAUGACACAGUCGCAAACCUAUGCUGUACUAAAUCGCACUAUUAGAUCGCUGCCUCUCUACAAUCUCAUUGUCAAAGAUAACCUAAAGUCUGCCAAAACUACUUAUAAUGUUUCCGCCGAUAUACAUCACUAUUCUUGGCUUAUAUGUGACAAAAACGAUCAACUCUGGAUAACAGACCCGUUUUUACCCAAAACUGAGUGUGUAAAUGCUCUUCUGGUCGAGUAG